UCGUCGAAGGUCUCGGCUCUGGUGACGGGGGAAUUCUAUACAAAGAAAGAUCAUUUUCCAGGAUUUGCACGGCCUUUUGUUUUCAAUGCACAGGUUUUGUUAAAGGUUGGACGUAAUCUAGAAGCUAAAGAUGCCGCCAGGGGGGCUUUAAAAUUACCAUGGUGGACUCUGGGUUGCAAGUACCAAGAAGUUGCUCAAAUAGCACAAUGGGAGGAUGAGCAAAUUGAGUAUAUCAAAGAAAAAGUAACAGAAGAGGGAAAACAGGAAGAUUUAAACAAGGGGAAGCCAGCUGCUCAGAUUGCUUUGGAUGAAGCUGCAUUUCUAUUGGAUUUAGCUUCCGUAGAUGGCAAUUGGGAUGCCUUUGUGGAACGCAUUGCCGAGUGCUACAGGGAGGCCGGACUCUUUUAUAUUUCAACAUUUGUGUCUUACAGAGAUUGAGUAUUGUGAACUUGUACGAGAUUGAUAGCAAUCUAGAUUUCAUAUGUACCAUUGAAAUUUUAGAAAUUCAAAUUUUAUUUGUAACUUUUGGGUUCUGUUUAUUUGCUCUGACCUUUAACUUGUAUCAGUAGUUGAUCCUUGAGAGAAAACUUGUAGUUCUUCAGAUAAGCUUAGAAUUUAAAAUUCUCUCUACUUCAGAUUCAUUGCUCU
Messenger RNA from Pistacia vera, 648 nucleotides. Its product is annotated as protein IN CHLOROPLAST ATPASE BIOGENESIS, chloroplastic-like. The transcript has 4 exons. Lineage: Eukaryota; Viridiplantae; Streptophyta; Magnoliopsida; Sapindales; Anacardiaceae. The annotation marks the transcript as partial. The record is from RefSeq and is a predicted model, not a curated record.